Molecule: messenger RNA, 3619 nt
Organism: Lineus longissimus
Lineage: Eukaryota; Metazoa; Nemertea; Pilidiophora; Heteronemertea; Lineidae
Product: zinc finger protein 768-like
Exons: 8
Coding region: 147-2753 (868 amino acids)
Source: RefSeq, a predicted model, not a curated record
UCUCAGUUCGGUGUGCUUCUUGUCGAUUUGAACAACAAAGAAAAGCCUUUCAUUGAUUAUUGGUCGGUGUUUGCCUAAUCUGUAAAGAAAAAAACAACAAUAUAGUACCUCUAAUGAAGUAAAAGAUACUUGUAUUCUCUCUUGUGAUGAUGAAGGACAGCACAAUGUCGGUUGCAGACACAGAAGAUUUCAUUCCAACUCAGGAGUCGAGCCCUACUGAUGAUGAACAUGAAGAACAAGAAGAAGAAGAAGAAGAAGAGACUGAGGACAGCCCGUUUGUCAACAUGCAAACGGAGCUUCACUGUAAAGGUGCUGUGCUCACAAGGGCAUGGUCAGACUUGUUUAGUUUCAUCACAAAAUAUCAAGCUGAACUGGUGGUGAAAGAAAAUUCUGUUGAAAUAGCGGAGAAAGAAAUCAAAGAGCGAAAGAGACAAUUGGAAGAAAUGAAACCAGUGGUUGACGCUGGUAACGAAGAGGUUUCUAAAUUACAAGAUGAGAUUCGAACAAAAGAAAGACUUCUUAGCAAAGCACAAUCACAACUUUCUGUCAAGGAGAGAAUGUUGCAACGGGUACAAUCAGACUUGUCUGGUAAUAUGGAAAUGUUAGAAAAAUCUCGAAGUGAACUUUUAAGUAAGCAAAAUGACGUUAUUCGAUAUAGAGGUGAUUUAGAACGUCUGAGAUCAGAAUUGACAAUAUCGCGAGAACAAAUUCAAAUCAAAGAUAAUCUACUUAAAAAGCUACAAAAUCAACUCAUGAAGGAGAAUUUAGAGUUAAAGGAACAGUUGGAGCUGGAACGACGAUCCCAUGAAUUGGAGAAACGGUCACAUGAAUUGACAAAAAGGAGUAUGAUGUCACAGAUGCAGAAUGAAAAUUAUAGGAAAAGACCGAGAACUGGUCCUUCUCCUGCUGCUGUGAUUGAAAUCCCCGACUCGCCUCCCACACUUGACCUCUCCAAUGAACAUGAUUUCGGAUUGUCGAACAUCAUCUCGAUGACUGAAUCGCAAUCGACAGAACAAGACUCUUAUUCUCAGAGAAGAUUUGCCAGCCCCUCACCGUCUUUUAGUGAUACCUCCAGCCGAUUGCAUCACCUUCCUCCCUCUGAUGCUUCGUCUCAAGUUGGUUUUACAACUCCUCAAAAAGCUGCACCUUCACCUUCCAAGUAUCUUGUGUCACCGUCUAUGACUCCACCGAGAACUAUGUCAAGUAUUAGUGAACACGUCUCUCAAAGAGAUACUGCCAUGACAUCUAGUGAUACGUUUUUCCCCCUCAGUGUUUCUGCUUCAGAGGACUUGAAACCUGACAUUGACAGUUUACAAUAUAUGGACAGUGACACUAGUAAUCAAGGGCCUGUGCCAAUAUCUGGCCCAAUGCCUGUGAUAAAACCUGGGACUCCCAGUUCAGGGACAAGUGAUAGUAGUCAAGGCCCAGUGCCGGUAUCGGGGCCGAUUCCUAGUUCAGCAGGGAUGUCACCAGGUGGCAGCAUGGAAGGCGGAGAUGGAAAGGUGCCACGCAGCCGUAAACCUCACCUGGCACGUGACUCCAAGACUUGCUCAUUCUGUAACAAGACGUUCACCUCAAAAAGCACACUCGAUGCUCACAUCCGCCUCCACACUGGUGAAAAGCCUUAUAAGUGCUCUUACUGUGGCAAGGCCUACAGUCAGAUGGCUCACGUGAAAGUCCAUGAAAGAGUCCACACAGGAGAGAAACCAUUUGCUUGUAACAUUUGUGGGAAACGGUUUUCUGUCAAGUCAAGCAUGGCUGCCCACCUUACGACACACCUGAGGGAGAUCCCUAUUCGUUCAUUAUCAGGUCGGGAUGAAACCGCUUGGUGUCCUUCUGAUUGUCACAUUUGUGGCAAACGGUUUGCCUCGAAAGCACAUGUAGAAAUGCACCUUCGUAUCCACACUGGUGAAAAGCCAUUCAAGUGUUCCUACUGCGGAAAAGCUUUCAAUCAGAAAGGACACGUAACACUCCAUGAAAGGGUCCAUACAGGAGAGAAACCAUACAGAUGUGACAUUUGUAACAAGGCAUUCAAGCAGAGUGGAACUUUGAAGUCACAUCGGUUUGUCCAUCUGAAACCUCAAAUCCAAGAACCUCUUGAUGUUUGGCUUGCAAGCAAUUCUCCGCGAUUUAAGUUCCAUUCUUGUUCUAUCUGCAAGAAAGUCUUGCCGUCGAACGACGCACUCAAAUCACACAUGCGUAUCCACACUGGUGAAAAACCUUUCAAGUGCUCUUACUGUGGCAAAGACUUCAGGCAGAAACCUCAUGUCAUGAGAUGCGGGUUCCUUGGUUGCUUUCUCGUCAGAGCGGUGGUGCUGGUCCUGAAGUUUGCGCUGUUUCAGGGAGACCAAAGUUGUGACAUGACUCUCCCUGACUUGAACUACCAACCUGGCCCCGUUCGUGGUGUUCAGCGGUCAAUGGGCUGCCCGUUCUGCCCAAAACGAUUCCCCAGCAAGUACAAGUUGAAAACGCACAUUCGAAUCCACAGCGGAGAGAAGCCAUUUGUAUGCAGUUACUGCGAUAAAGGCUUUAACCAGAAUAGUAAUCUGAAGAAACACAUCCGUGUCCACACUGGCGAGAAACCAUACGAUUGUUUAGAAUGUGGGAAAUCAUUCAAAGAUGGCUCCCAUCUGCGCACGCAUAUGAUGAGACAUCAAAUUGAGAAGAUGGGCCUAUCGCAGUGUCCUGUUUGUAGGAAGAUGUUUGAGAAUGAUACCGCCUUGCAUAAUCAUAUCACCUUGGAGCAUACUUAAGACAUGGUUGACUAUUGUGAGAUUAUAGAAUGCUGCAUAUCGUUGAUAAGUCCCUUGUCUUGACCUCCGAUUGGUACUGAGACGAAUUAUCUUCAGGCAUAUUUUGGUGUUCAUUUCUAGUAGUUUUUCAGCUGGGUUUUGAUUUGAUACAUCUAGUAUCUGACCGUCCCAGUUUCUUCACCUUCUGGAUCCAAUCAUAAUGUGGUCUCUUGCACAAGUUAUCAUAUUCAUAGUGAAUUGGAACUAGUCGAGUUCUUGACAUUAUGUCAUCUGAGUUUUUGAUAGAUGUCCAACUGGAGUUGUCAGUUUUGUUAAUUGGCUGGUUUAGUCCAUUCCUCAUUAAAAUCUUGGCUGGAGAAGUAUUGUCCAUAGAAUGUCUUAUCCUUUCUGUGUUCUUACAAAAGCAUUCAGACCUUCCUGAGGCGAGAGAGCUGUUCACUACCUCGUCACCCCUUUUGCUUGUACUGUUGGAGGGCGUUCAGUCUGACAGGUCAACAUGUCGGUUUUCAGGGUAAUACCUAGUGGGUCUCAUGAAUCAAAUGAAACGGACUCUAGUCCACAAGUCUAUUGUUUGUUUCUCUGUUUUCUUGUAUUAUUUCCUAAUUUCAGCGUCGAUUAUGAGUUUUCUGAAAGACCAAAUCUUGGUGACCUGUUUAAUUUCAGAUUCUGUGCUUCAUAAUCAUGUUUCUUUUAAAUCAGUCGUAAGAUUAUUGAUUCUAAUAUCUUGUGUCAAACUUUCUAUAAUUUCAGCUCUGUUACCCGUUCCUCCCCACCUCACAGACUCGAGUUGGUAAGGAUUAUUCCUGUAAAAUUUGUACUGACGUAUUUGUAAGCCAAGCAUGCUUAGACGUGCAUGAACAAAUCCA